Cladocopium goreaui is the source of this 1908-nucleotide messenger RNA. The record is from the annotation of a GenBank genome assembly. NCBI's taxonomy places the organism in Eukaryota, Dinophyceae, Suessiales, Symbiodiniaceae.
AAGCCAUGGCCGCGCCUCGCCCUGCCGUUGACGCCUCGCUGCAGCGCCAGAAGUGGCGGUGUUUGGCCGCGGAGCAGCGGGCUGCAGCAGGCAUUCAAAGCAAUGCCCGCGGCCAUUGCUGUCCCUUUGCGACAGGUGCGGCGUGGGGCUGCUCCUUCUGGUCGUGGUGUGGGUGUCGCCUUGUCUGGCAAAAAGCUUGAGGAAUUUCAGGAGGGCGACUCGGUGGUGGGCACCGUGGUGCAGAUCUACUGCCCCGGAGGCGUCUCGGUGGACGUGGGCUGCUGCGACACCCUGGCGUUUCUGGAGGUGGAGGAGUUUGCUGAAGGCUUUCCGGCUGAGGGACCUUUCCGUUUCCAGCCGGGAGAAACGAUCCAUGCGCGGGUGUUGGAUGUGAAUCCUCAUGCCAGGAUCGACGAUCACGGUGAGCCAGAUCCUUUUGGUGAACAUGGAGAUACGGGUAAACUUCACUUGACUUUGCGGUCGGGCCCGCUGGAACGUCCAGAACGUUUUGUGGCAGACACUACAAGGCCAGCCAAGCUGGAUGCAUUCAAAGAGAUCUCCAGGGAGGAGUGGCUUGAUGGUGAAGUCGUGAUGAUGUCUAACUGGGCGGUCUACGUAAAGGUGAAGGCGACCGUUGGUCAAGAGGUCUUCGUUGGCAUCUUGGAACGGCCGAAUUUCAGCCCACGCUUUGCAGAGGAGGUGGUUCGCGGCUGCCAUGCGCGUGUGCGCAUCAAAGAGGUGGAUGAGGAAAGCCGGCGGCUGUUGCUGACAAUGAAGAGUUGUCUGCGCACCUGGUUGGAUCGCAAGAAAACCUCGGCGACGAUGGAGAAGCCAGACCACACACCUGAUGUGUCCAAAUACAAAAAGCCCAAGGCCGGCCUUCAGCCGUGGGCAGUGGGUGCCGCCAGCUGUGGUGUGGUGCUUCUCUGUGCCGGUGCCUGGUGUCUGUGGAACCAAGCGCAGGAGGAGGCGCGCAUCCUCCAGUCCCACAGUUCUUGGCCCAAGGGGCCCAAGGGGCCCAAGCCCAAAGUUUCCAAACCGGCAUUCCAGCCUCCGUCAGCCGAGUCAGAUACGCUGGAAGAUGCCUUAAGCAAAUUGGAGGGCGAUGAGCCUGAGAGGCCGCGCCCCAGGAAAAACAAGCUGAAGCCCAAAGGAGCAAUGAAGGAACAGGAAGAGACCAGCGAAGAGGACAAAGAAAAAGCCAAGGAUGUCAUUCGAGAUACCUUGAAAAAGCUAGAAGCUGAAGGAAAGCAGGGAAAGAAAGGGAGCAAGACCAGAAAGACUAUCGAGAAGUUAAAGGCAUUGCUCGGAGAGGAGGACGAGGAGGAACCAGAAAAAAUCACAGAGGAGCAGCAGUCUCACUUGGAUUUCGCCAAGGCACUGCAAGAAGAGCAGAAGCGGAAAAUCCAUGUGGAUAUGAAGACUGUCAGGAACGAAUUUAAGCGGGACUUCGGCAGUGAUUCUCGAUCCCUGCUAUGCAGCGGCUGCAAGAUGGUGGCAGGACGUUUGAGUAGCGAGUUAGACACUCACGAUGUGCACGAGCAGGAGAGCCCCGCACAGAUGUUGGCGGCCAAACGAAAGGCCAUUGAUUCCACCUGUAGCAGCCUCCGACAUUUGCAGGCAGUGAAGCCUGACGACGAGUCAGGUAGCGCUCGCUUCGAGGCUAGUGAGGUCACUGGCGAAGGCGAACGCGAGGGUAAACGCCUUUGUGCUGCGAUUUUGGAGGAGUCGCGAUUUGAUAUCUUGGCCAGGCUCAUCCAACGCAAGAUUCCUGAGAUGCAACAGUUUGGGAUGGGUGAAAAGCAUCACCCCAACUGGGAGCGCUGGCUUUGUGCUGAACGCAUGCGUCUGUGUAAAAGGAGCGAAGUGAGACAUGACGAAGAUGAUGAGAUCGAUCAAGAUUUGUGA